This is a messenger RNA of Bemisia tabaci, 3289 nucleotides long. RefSeq names its product Pre-mRNA processing factor 4 kinase (gene Prp4k). Gene Ontology annotation, molecular function: ATP binding; protein serine/threonine kinase activity. The record is from RefSeq and is a predicted model, not a curated record. NCBI's taxonomy places the organism in Eukaryota, Metazoa, Arthropoda, Insecta, Hemiptera, Aleyrodidae. Gene Ontology annotation, biological process: peptidyl-threonine phosphorylation; peptidyl-serine phosphorylation; mRNA cis splicing, via spliceosome.
GCCACUGAUGGUCCCCGAACCCCGACUUCCCGUUCCCACAAAUUUUAACCAAUUUUCUGGUAGACUGCACUUACUUGGUUACCACAUCAACCACACCAAUCCCGAUAUAUCCUCAUUAAUUAUUUCUAUUUUUCUGCUGGGAAUUCGUGCCGAUAAGUGAUAACUGCGUGAGAAGUGCGUGUCGAUACGUGCGGGCACCGGCUAUGUGGACUCUCUGAAUCCGGCCACUGGCGCCUGGCCUCUUUCUCCACAUCUCCUGCGGUUUCAUCAUGGGGAGUUCUGACAUAGAACUCUCCGAGUCGGAAGAUUCAAUUGAACUGUCAGAAACAGAGGAAGUCAAGACUGUAGAUGCUUCAAAAAAGAAGAAAAAGAAAAAGCAUAAGCACCACAAACACAAGAAACAUUCCUCGGAGAAACAUGAAAAGAAACACAAGAAAAAGCACAAGCACAAGAAGGAUGCCAAAGUGAAUGGAGAGGCUGCUGCUGAGCUUAAAAACGGGAAGAAAUCAGGGAAGGAUGGAACUGUCAUGAAUGGAGGUAAAAUCCCUGCCAACGCCAAGCCUGUCUUUGUAGACCUCGAAGCCUCAGUUGAGAAGAAAGUUAUCGAUUUGGACUCUGAUGGUAUCGACGUUGACCAAAUCGAUGAAGAUAUCAAUCUGGAGGACUUGAUGCGCCAAAAGGCCUUGCUUCAAGCACGUUUAGGAGCUUAUGACUCAGAAAGUGACAAAGAGAGUGACAUCAACAAAGGGAAUAACGACAAUCUCAAUGCCAAAACUGAUAUUAUUAACCUCGUAGAUGACGACUCGGACGAUAAAUCAUCAAGGAAAAGGCGGAAGAGAAGUCCGAGCCAAGAUGUCGAUGGAAGGAAGAAAAGGAAACCGGGUGAUUCCAAAAUAGGUCAUGGAGACAGAGAACGGGAGAGGGAAAGAGAUAGGAUCAGGCGUAAGGAGGAAGAAGAGCGAUGGGCGAAAAGAGAGGCUCAGAGGAGGGAGGAAGAACGUAGACGUGAGGAAGAACGGAAGAAACGAGAGGAAGUGCGGCGCAGACAAGAUGAAGACGCGAAGAGGAGAGAGCGUGAAAGGCAUCGCUCGGAUUCUACCCACAAAAGAAGUAGAAGCCGAUCGCAGCUCAGUCAAGACAGCAGAGCAAGGGAUCGCGAGAAGGAAGCCCGCGAUAAAGAAAUCAGAGAUCGCGAACGAGACAGGGAUAUCCAACGGGAGCGAGAGAUACGAGAGAAGGACCGCGAACGUGAGAGAGAAGCUCGAGAGAAAGAGCGACUACGGGACAGAGACAGAGAUAGAGAUAGAGGGGGUCGCGACAGAGACAGGGACAAGAAAGGAAGGGAUCAUGGCAGAGAUAGAGGCAGAUUUGACAGGGAUCGGUAUCGUCGCUCCUCAAGUAGGGAUAGGUACCAGAACAGAAAAUCAGAUAGAUCAACCGACAAAUUCAAAGAUAGCUUAUCAGAAGGACUGAAAGUCGACAAGUCAUCCUCUGAAGAUGAAAAUAUUGACUUAAAUAUUGAUUUAGAAGAAGAAAAUGAAGAAGAAAUUAUUGAAAGAAGGAGGAAAAAAAGAGAGGAACUAUUGAAACGACUAGGUGCAAACACGAGCGAAGAUUCAAAUCCGCCGAUGAAAGCUCCGUCGCCGGCGAGACCAACCAAAGAUACGGUCAAACCGGAGGAAAAACCGCUCAAAGAACCUGCGCCACUCACUGCAAGCAAAGUCCAUAGCAGUAGUAAAGAGCCAAAGGAGUCGCGUAGCAAAGAACCAAGCAGUAGUAGCGAGCCAGCAGCAGUAGCAAAGCAGCAGCAGAGCAAAAUUAGUAAAGAAUCGAAGGGAUCGAGCGGUGGCAAGGAAGCGAAAGAGUCCUCAAGCAGUAAGGAACGCAAGGAUAGCGUGAAUGAAUCAGGGAAAGAAUCUGGUCAGGAUGUAGCGGAAACACCGACGAAAGUGAAACGCAAAUCUCGCUUUGAGCAAGUUGAUCAGGAGAAGCAGACAUCUAGUUCGCAAGCAAAAGGCGAGCCAGAUAAGAAGAAAAGUGAUAAAAAUUGGGACAUGUUUGCUGAAGUUAUGGAUGGAGAAAGUUAUAGUAGCCCAGGUGUUGACGGGAAGAAACGAACUGGCCCAGAGAACCCUGCUCUGACCGACAACUGGGAUGAUGCGGAAGGCUACUAUCGUGUUAGAAUCGGAGAAAAACUGGACACGAGGUAUAUUGUCUACGGUUACACAGGACAAGGCGUCUUUUCAAACGUUGUUCGAGCCAGAGACACAGCUCGUGGGAACCAAGAUGUUGCUGUCAAAAUCAUCCGUAACAAUGAAAUCAUGCAUAAAACUGGUCUAAAGGAAUUGGAGAUCCUGAAACGGCUGAACGAUGCUGACCCAGACGACAGGUUCCACUGCUUGCGCUUGUUCCGGCACUUCUUUCACAAGCAGCAUUUGUGUCUGGUCUUUGAACCUCUCAGCAUGAACUUGCGCGAGGUGCUCAAGAAAUACGGCAAAGACGUCGGUCUCCACGUAAAGGCGGUGCGCUCGUACAGCCAGCAGCUUUUUUUGGCCCUGAAGCUUCUCAAGAAGGCCAACAUCCUUCAUGCUGAUAUCAAACCGGACAAUAUUCUUGUGAACGAUAGCAAACUCGUUUUGAAAUUGUGCGAUUUUGGUUCGGCCUCUCAUGUUGCAGAAAAUGAAAUAACGCCUUAUCUUGUCAGUCGGUUUUAUCGAGCACCAGAAGUCAUUCUAGGUAUCCCGUACGACUUUGGGGUUGAUAUGUGGUCUGCUGGCUGCACGAUUUACGAACUGUACACGGGCAAGAUCAUGUUCUCUGGCAAGUCGAACAAUCAGAUGCUCAAGUUUUUCAUGGAUUUGAAGGGUAAAAUGCCGAAUAAACUCAUCCGCAAAGGCAGCUUCAAGGAGCAGCACUUUGACUCGAAUUGUAACUUCCUCUACCACGAAGUGGACAAAGUCACUGAAAGGGAAAAAAUAGUCUCAAUGAGCACGAUCAAUACUUCCCGUGACCUCCACACGGAGCUGGUUGGAAACCAGCACCUUCCGGAGGACCAGGCGCGGAAAGUGAACCAACUGAAAGAUCUCCUGGAGAAGAUUCUCAUGCUCGACUCGGCUAAGAGGAUCGCCAUCAACCAAGCGCUCACCCACCCGUUUAUAACGGAACGAAUCUAGGAUCCCCCCUCCCCAGCUAUUUGUAAUUUACCACGUAACUAUUAAGAUUUUGUAGAUAAUUUAUAUGUUGUUCCUCGAGGAUGAUUAUUAAUAUAAAACUUUGAUUUUAUUUUUAA